This is a messenger RNA of Daphnia pulicaria, 4428 nucleotides long. RefSeq lists its product as uncharacterized. Lineage: Eukaryota; Metazoa; Arthropoda; Branchiopoda; Diplostraca; Daphniidae. Bases 104 to 4021 code for a protein of 1305 amino acids. The record is from RefSeq and is a predicted model, not a curated record. Gene Ontology annotation, molecular function: protein binding. The transcript is spliced from 22 exons.
UCGUGACAGUUCCUAUUCAGUUUGAAAAAUAUUCGUCGACAGGCUUGUCAGUAAAAUUAAUAUUUGUCUCCGUAUACAUUAUCAUCCCUCAUCUCAUCAGCAUAUGUGUAAUUGGAACACAAAUCUUUAUCCCAGUCGAUUUAAAAUGGCCAAAAUUCCGAUGAGGUCUAUCCUCACCAUCUUUUGGGCUUUUGCCACUUGCUGCAAUUGCCAAUCAAUCGGCCCUGGCGUUUCCUCUUCUUGGGCGAAACUCCAAAUCUCACUGGAUGGUUUAAGUUCGAUGGAGUACGGCAACUUUCUCAUUGAUAUUUACGAACACGCCAAUAAUCACAAGGCAAAUCCCAGCGAAAACAAAUAUUUCUACUCUCCCAUUGCGCUUUUGGACCACAAAAGCGCUGUUAGUGUAUACAACAACGUCACGAAGCAACCAGAGAUGAGAUUCCGCAUUGAAAUGUGGAACGAAAAAGUCCAGAAUGAAGUUGUGAAACAUCUGUUCAAAUCCGUCGAUAAAGAAUUACAACCCGAUAACGUGAAAAUUAUUCCGUUGGAGAAUGUCAUUCUUGCCAGCAAAAGACCCAAAGCAGAUUAUUCGCUAUCGCCAAUAUGGACGAAUUAUGACAGGAGCAAGACCCUGAAGCUUUCUCUGUCGUGUUAUGACCAGAAAGUCUGCGACGAACUGGCCAGUGAAAUGCGAUCUAAUCCCGAACAAUUCGACCAUUUCAAACUCCUUUACAGUUUGUCAUCGCAGAAGUCCCAAACCAAACAUACGACCAUCACCAUCGACAGCGUCAUUUCCGGUCAAAUGUUCACUACUCUUUUACAGAAAUUCAAAAAGAAAAAAGAGAUUUUUCUGACAGCCAAGGACGAAAGGAAAAUGUUGACGGAAACGGCCACCAACAUCCGAAUGGAUACAUUUGACGACUCCGAGGUCGUGACUCCGGACACGGAGUCUCAAAUAUUAAGUAUUUUAAAGGAUUUGCUAGUCACGUCCAGGAAGACUAUCAAAGAACAAUGUGACAAAAAGUGGGACUCUGUUUUCUGGAAUGACGAAAAUUACCGGCCGGACAAGGUGACGAAAGCUUUGAAUGAAAUCAUCAACAGACUGGACAGCACGGAAACUAAAAAGAAAUUGGCGGAUUUGUUUCAAAAAGAGAAGAGACAAUCGGAAUUAAUGGAAAUGCUAACUUCGAAUGAUGAAGACGUGGAGACAAGGCAAGAGGAGGAAUAUCAACCUGUAAGUCAAUCGGAAAAUGCAGGUGUAAAUGAAAUUGAAUCAACGGAUGAAGACCAAUUCAACCGCAAUCGAGUCGAGAAAUGUCAACUUGCAAAAAACCAGUUGGAUGAGCAAAAUAAUCUAAAUUCUGAGAAUAAAAAUAGAAUCCAGCACAAUUACAGCUCAAAUAAUUGGGCUGACACAGACGGAAUAAUUUCAAAAAUUUCAGAGAAAAUGUCAAAUGAAUCUGAUAGUUCCCUUCGGAACGAAAUUUUGAAGGAAGAAGUGAAAAAGUUAUUACCAGAAAGUAGAGACCACGUCCUUUGGGAUGGAGAGAAAUUCGUACCCAAACCCAUGAAACUGGCCAGAAUAAAUUUGAGCAAAUAUCGCGAAUCUCAACAAUCGUUUCAGGAUCGCAACGUCCUUGUCCGUUACACGAACGCCGAACUGUCGGCGCCAAUCAAAUUUCUGGAACACGCUGAAUUCAAUGUCGUUAACGAAUGGGAAAAUCUAAAGGACGAACUAAAAGAAACUAAAGAACUCUUAAAAACAACCGUUAUGAAAUUGGCGAAAACCAAUACUGAACUGAUUAACGUGAAGGGUGAUUUAAGCAACACGAGAAUGGAUUUGAUUAAUAAAUUAGAAGGGACUAGGAUUGAGUUGGUGCAAACCAAAAUUGACUUGGAGAAAACGAUGGCCAAAACCGUCGACGAUUUAACCGUAAAAUUGAAUGUGACUCAAAAAGAAUUGGCAGAAGUAAAAAUCAUCACCGGAAAUUUGUCAACGGUACUUGCAGAGACUGUAAUGAACUUGACGCAAACGAAUACCGAACUGACUAACGUGAAGGGUGAUUUAAGCAACACGAGAAUGGAUUUGAUUAAUAAAUUAGAAGGGACUAGGAUUGAGUUGGUGCAAACCAAAAUUGACUUGGAGAAAACGAUGGCCAAAACCGUCGACGAUUUAACCGUAAAAUUAAAUGUGACUCAUAAAGAAUUGGCAGAAGUAAAAAUCAUCACCGGAAAUUUUUCAACGGUACUUGCAGAAACUGUGAUAAAACUUGGGAAAACGGACACCGAACUGAAUAACGUGAAGAAUGAUUUAACCAAUACGAAAAUCGAUUUGGCUAGGAAAAUAGAAGGGACUAGGAAUGAGUUGGUGAAAACCAAAAUUGACUUGGAGAAAACGACUGCUAAUUUAAAUGAAACGACGGACAAAGCUGUCAAUGAUGUAACACUAAAACUAAAUGCGACUCGAAAAGAAUUGGCAGAAAUGAAAAUCAUCACAGAAAAUUUGUUAAUGGAACAUCAAGGAACUAUGAUAAAACUGGCGAAAACGGGUACCGAACUGAGUAACGUGAAAAGUAAUUUAACCGACACGAAAAUCAAAUUGGCUAGUAAAAUAGAAGCGACUCAAAAAGAAUUAGCAGAAAUGAAAAUCAUCACAGAAAAUUUAUUAACGGAACACCAAGGAACUGUGAUAAACCUGGCGAAAACGGAUACCGAACUGAAUAACGUGAAAAGUUAUUUAACCGACGCAAGAAUGGAUUUGGCUAGUAAAUUGGAAGGGACUAAGAAGGAGUUGGUGCAAACCAAAAUUGACUUGGCGAAAACGGAUAACGAACUGUAUAACGUGAAAAGGGAUUUUACCGACACGAGAAUCGAUUCGGCUAAUAAAUUGGAAGUGACUCAAAAAGAAUUGGCAGAAAUCAAAAUCAUCGCCGGAAAUUUCUCAACGGAACUUAAAGAGACUGUAAUGAACUUGACGCAAACGAAUACCGAACUGACUAACGUGAAGAGUGAUUUAACAAACACGAGAAGCGAUUUUGCCGUUAAAUUAGAAGAACUACCAGAAAUCAAGAUGAGCGUUGGAAAUUUGGCAUUGGAACUAAAAGUAAGUAAGCAGGAACUGACGCGACUCAAAAUUGAACUGGAGAAGAAAGAAACUAAAGAGGAGUUGAUGAAAACGAGAUCCGAUAUCCGCAAAACUUUCAGCGAAAUGUCAACAAAUUUAAAUGCAAAUUCGCAACGAUUAAGUCACGAACUAAAAACCACCGAAGACAAACUGAGAAAUGAGCUGAGAGCAACUUCAAGUAAACUGGAAACUACAACAACAAAUUUGGCCUCGGCGAGAUCGGAAUUGAGCAGCACGAAGUCCAUUAUUGCGGAUUUGACGACCAAAUUAAAUGCCAGAGGGGGUGAAAUAAUUGAUAGUGGUAUAAUGCCAACCUCCUGUUGGGAUCUGAUGCGAAUGGGACAAAAGAUCAGCGGAUUCUUUUUGGUGAAAGGAGCGAAGAAGAUGGAGACUGUUUACUGCAACUUUUAUUCUAAUGGAAAUGACAAACAGAAAUGGAUUGGAUACGCCGACGUCAAAUCAGCGCCCGUCCAUUUCUACGUCCAGAGAAAUUCUUCGUUCGACACAACUAACACUCCGAUUUCGUUCAGUUCGGCGCGGGUAAAUGAGGGAAAUGCUAUGAGUUUGCCAACGGGGAAAUUCACGACACCGCGUACGGGAACUUAUUUCUUUUUCUUCACCGGAGUGGCGACAUUUCCAGUUUCGGCAGGUCACGUUCAACUUGGACUUUAUCUGAACGGUGGUCAAAUCGGGAAGGGCGUGAUUGAAAAGUCAAACGUCCUCCUUCGUCAGUGGAGUCUGUUGUCUCUCCAGUCAACGCUGUACUUGACAUCGGGGGAUCGAGUCUGGGUGCAGAUUGAUAGCCUAGCAUCAGGGGUGAUUUUGUAUGGCAACAGUGACCACCUGACUCAUUUUACCGGUUUCAUGUUGGAGGAGGAAAUUGUCACCUCCUUUUGAGAAUUUGUGUUGAUAACGCGAAAUGCACAAAGUGGUUAUCGACUGACGGUGCAGUCUGAGGAUUAUUCUUUAUUUCUAUCCUCGCAGAUAUGGGAAAUAAAAAUCUAAAUUUUAAUUGUCAGAUUUCUAAAAAGGACAGAAAGUUUUUGGGGUGUUUUCGAUGACGUUCGCAUUAGAUGUGAUCACCUGAACCGAAAAAAUAACGAAGGUCGGAUUCGAAUAGAAAAUUCACCAUUGACAAGUCAACGCAAACAACAGACGCACACAAUCAAUCUCUAGACAAGAAAUGGUCUGUGGGUAUGCCAGACAAGAAAACGUAUUGCAAAAUGAUAGACAAACUUGCUUAGCAUUAUGACUCAUACAAUGUAUCUGGAGCACGAAAGUGUUAAGAACAUAUAUUAUUUGUU